Erigeron canadensis is the source of this 1160-nucleotide messenger RNA. Its product is annotated as tryptophan synthase alpha chain-like. The transcript has 9 exons. Bases 91 to 1035 code for a protein of 314 amino acids. The record is from RefSeq and is a predicted model, not a curated record. Gene Ontology annotation, molecular function: tryptophan synthase activity. Gene Ontology annotation, biological process: L-tryptophan biosynthetic process. Gene Ontology annotation, cellular component: cytosol; chloroplast. NCBI's taxonomy places the organism in Eukaryota, Viridiplantae, Streptophyta, Magnoliopsida, Asterales, Asteraceae.
UCACCAAAUUCCAAGUUUUCAUUUUGGAUAGAAAAAAAUAAAAAAUAAAUAAGAAAACCCCAAAUACUAGUAGUGAAGAAGAAGAAGAAGAUGUACAUGGCCAUUACAACACCAAAAGCUUCUUCCUUUUUGCAAUUUCAGUCUCAAUUCAACAAACCCACUUCACCAUUUUCUCCAUCUUUCAUUCCAAUCAAAUCAUCAUCUCCGAUAAUGGCGUCACUCUCUGUAGCUUCUUCAACUCUGGGCCUUUCUGAAACCUUCUCUAAAUUGAAAAAAGAGGGCAAAGUAGCAUUCAUACCAUAUAUCACUGCCGGUGAUCCUGACCUAUCAACGACUGCAGAAGCAUUGAAGGUGUUAGACUCUUGUGGAUCUGAUAUCAUUGAGUUGGGUGUUCCAUAUUCUGAUCCAUUGGCUGACGGGCCAGUCAUCCAGGCUGCAGCCACACGAGCACUGGCAAGAGGGACCAAUUUUGAUGCAAUUCUUAAUAUGUUGAACGAGGUGGUACCACAAUUAUCGUGUCCAAUUGCUUUGUUCACAUAUUACAACCCGAUUCUUAAGCGUGGAGUGGAGCAGUUCAUGAUUACUGUGAAAGAAGUUGGUGUACAUGGCCUUGUGGUUCCAGAUGUGCCUCUUGAGGAAACUGAGAUCUUGAGGCGUGAAGCUUCUAAGCAUAAGAUCGAGCUGGUACUGCUUACAACUCCCACUACUCCAAGAGAACGCAUGAAAGCAAUUGUUGAAGUCACAGAGGGAUUUUUGUACCUUGUCAGUUCUAUUGGAGUAACAGGGGCUCGUGCUUCAGUGAGUGGGAAGGUUCAAUCUCUUCUGCAGGAAAUCAAAGCGGAAUCGAGUAAGCCUGUAGCUGUUGGCUUUGGUAUUUCAAAACCCGAGCAUGUCAAACAAGUGGCUGGAUGGGGUGCCGAUGGUGUUAUUGUGGGCAGUGCUAUGGUAAAAAUAUUAAGUGACGCAAAGUCCCCGGAGGAAGGACUAAAAGAACUAGCAGAAUUUACGAAAUCUCUUAAAUCCGCAUUGCUUUGAUAGUACAUUUACAUGAAUCUUGUAGUUUCAAUGUCAAGAGGCGUGGUUCACAUCUCAACACAAUUUGUCAAAUUUUGUUAGCAUCUCUCUUUUGGAAAUAAAAAAUAGUAGUAAUAUUUAUGAAA